GUUGUGAUAAACUUAUUAAAUAGUCGUAAAUUAUGUCUCAAACAAUGCGUGGAUUAAUGGAUUCUGCAAAGAAACUUGAUAGUGUUGCGCAGAGAAAAAUCAGUGUAGUUUUGGGCGCGGCAGUUGCGGAUGCUGCUGCUAGGCCGUUACAUUGGGUUUACGACAAUGCAAAAUUACAGUCGUAUAUUGCUAACGUGAAGGAAACACCCGAGUUUUUAUACGAGAGCAAAUCGCCUUUCUAUUCGCUACCGACGGGUGAAAACAGUUGUUACUGGGAUAUAGCUGAGGCAUCUCUCAAGUUUGCUGCUGAAAACACGACUUACAGUCACAAAGGUUUGUGUGAUAUACUGGCCAGAGAUUUCAGCCCCGGGAACGAGAAAGGGUAUGACAUGGAUGCGAGACAGGUGUACAUGACUAAGAGGAGUAUGGGGCAGAAGAUAGAUGGACCCCUGGAUGGAAAGUGGUUUCAAGGGGCCGUUAUUGAGUUCCUCAACAACUACAAAGAAGGCAAUGGACGGGUACCUUUCGGGGGCCCCAAAAUCAAAGAAACCGAUGGAUUCUGUCUGAAUUUGCCUCUCGUAUGCAAAUUUGCAGAUGAAAAAAAUAUGGACAAAAUUUCCAACGAAGUGAUUCAAACUCUUUCAUCCUACCCUACUUCCGUAAGCCACGGAAUGGUAGCUUCGGAAAUCAUAAGAAAGUUGAUCCAAGACCCGACUUACAAUAUUCUGAGCAUCAAGGAUGAAAUCAAAUCAAAAUACCCUGACGUGUCUAAAAGCAUAGCUGGUAUUGAGAAUGUAGUAUCAGAAAAAAUGGACCAUGUCAAAGCGGUGAUUUAUGUAUUUGGAAGCCCUUGCUAUAACCCUGGAUCUUUCCAAGGGGCUAUACACGCAGUGGUGACAUCAAAUUCGUACGAGGAGGCAGUUCGAAAAACGAUUCGCGCGGGGGGUUGCAAUUGUUCGAGGUCGUUUUUCAUCGGAGCUAUGUGCGGGGCUAAGUUCGGGCUGGAGGGAAUUCCGAUGGAUUGGAUCGAAAAAACGAUUCACGCUGAAAGUGUGUUGAAGUUAGCCAUGAAAGCGUAUGGAGGAAACGCGGAUUAAAUGCCAUGUAAUAAAUCAACUUAAAUAACGAAAAAAGUUCAUAUUAUUCAAAUUACUGGAAUUGAUAUAUUUAGAGAUGAUAUUUUUAUAGUAACAGUUGAAUUCAAAAUUUAUCAAAAUAA
This is a messenger RNA of Symsagittifera roscoffensis, 1219 nucleotides long. RefSeq names its product crystallin J1A-like. Lineage: Eukaryota; Metazoa; Xenacoelomorpha; Acoela; Convolutidae. The record is from RefSeq and is a predicted model, not a curated record. The transcript is spliced from 4 exons. Bases 33 to 1097 code for a protein of 354 amino acids.